This is a messenger RNA of Truncatella angustata, 2768 nucleotides long. RefSeq lists its product as uncharacterized. Gene Ontology annotation, molecular function: DNA binding; zinc ion binding. Gene Ontology annotation, biological process: DNA-templated transcription. The transcript is spliced from 4 exons. NCBI's taxonomy places the organism in Eukaryota, Fungi, Ascomycota, Sordariomycetes, Amphisphaeriales, Sporocadaceae. The record is from RefSeq and is a predicted model, not a curated record. The coding region runs from base 179 to 2500 and encodes 773 amino acids.
GUCGUUGUCGUUCUGAGCUUGAGCUUGCUUGAGCCUUUACUAAGCUGGCGGCUUCAAGAGCCAGGGUCAGGGUCUCUUUCAGCUUUCCCCGCAUUCCACACUUGUAAGCUUUGAGCUAUGCUAGCCUGAGACUCAGGAGACAAGCUCGGCAUAUUUUAAAGCCAAGAGCCCAUGUGCUAUGCUCGAGUCUUCACGUUCAAUUAUGCAGCGCGAUGAGGCUGCUCGGCCUCGGCCCGGUCUACUGAUGACCUCAGCUCCCACCAGCCCUACCAGGGUCAAAAGGGAAGACGUAUUUGGAGCUGAGAAUCUCGGGCACAUUCAAGCCGUAAGCAAGCGGACCGUAUGCGACAACUGUCGCAGGAGGAGCGCGACUCUCACAUGCAAGAGAGACCAUGUUCCCAAGAAAAGGGGCCCCAAACGCGGCCAUGGGCGCGUCAUUAACGAGUUGCGGGCACAGGAGAAGAAGGGUACCCGCGGUUUAGAAAACACCAGUGGCUCUGACAUUGACGCAGAAAAUUAUAACUCAGCCCCGACAACUGCUCCACAGUCUGCAGCCUCAUCGCCACCAUCACAACCAUUUAUACCGUGGACAUCAGUGACCUCAGACCCCAGAAACGCCCCUGAGCCUAAAGGCCCAUUUACAAGCGACGCUUACCAGCCUCGAAUCAAGGAUUAUCACUAUCUUAUCCCAGCUUGCGUUGACCUGUAUUACGAACAUAUUUAUCCCAUCAUGCCUCUUGUCUACAUGCCAUGGAUACGAAGCACAAUCGUGCGAUCCAUGACAUCUUCUGAGAAGAACUUGGUGUACGCUUUGAGCGCCCUUACUUCUUUUCAUAUGGCUGGAAAGUCAUUAGCAGUGCUUGGUCAGCCACCGUGGGAGGAUGUCGGCCGUUUCUUCCUUGACGAGUGCAUAUCCAUUCGGCAGAAAUACGAUUUCUUGGAGGACACUUCUCUCGCUGCUGUGAUAUCGUCCUUCUGGCUCAGCACAAGCUUCUUCGAGAUAAACCAGAGCAGGAAGUCAUGGUUCUACUUACGCGAAGCGCUGACCCUAGCUAUCGAGCUCAAAUUACACGACGAUGCGGCUUAUGCCGGAAUCUCAUCUGAAGAAACGCUCUGUCGGCAGCGCGUGUUUUGGAUCCUCUUCGUCACCGAACGAAGUUUCGCGAUUCUCAGGAACAAACCUCUCACUCUCCGAAAAACUCCAAGUUUACCGACGACAAAGCAUAACUACGAAGCAUCCGACAUCCAUGUAGGGUUCAUGAAGCUGGUCAAUAGCUACACACCAUUAGACGAGAGCUUUGUUGCAGCGUGGAACGACGGUAGUGAUCCCCGAGUCUCGGCCACAACAUAUCUCAAUCUGCAGCGUCUGCUCGCUCAGCCGUUGGAUUUCCUGAGACCAAAGAAAAGCCCAAGCCCACCGAAAUUACUACUAAACGUGGAUCUAAGCUCAGAAGAGGACGAUGAUGAGCCGGACCCGACGACUAUCCAAAAGGCUGAUCUGAUGGUGACCCAGCAGUGGCUUCGGCUCAUUGUAUGGCAAUCUUCAUUCCGACAGGGCCUACUUUCUACAGCUGCUGGUGAUGAGAGCUUUUCCUUUUCCUUCCCACUUUCAAUUGCGCGGGAUACAGCUGCAAUCUUACAGUCCCUUCCCAGCCGCGCAGUCGAGGUGCAUGGGAUGGGCAUUUUCGAAAAAAUAUUCGAGAUUGGGACUUGGAGUGUGAAUGUGAUGGGUGCCUACGACUCAGGCACGACAAACCCCACACGGCCUUUUGGAGGAGCCGCGGACGGCGUGGCAGGAAUGGACUUUGUUGGCGGCGGAUUAUCUCUCUUCGGACCAUCUGGGCGCCGCGCAGCGGUUUUAGAUCCACUGGAAUUCUUCAUCAAGACAUUGAGUGCGAGUCCGAACAGCAAGACAAUGUAUGCGGACAAGCUGCUCAUGUUUGCAGAACAGACUCCAGGUGGAAUGAGAACUAGCCUAAGCCCCUCUAUAUCUUCACUGGAGCCGACAGGAGAGAAUUCCUGGCAUGCAACCAGCGGGGUUGUAGGUGAAGUCAUUGAUGGCAAAAGUUCUGAUGAGAUUCUUGGAAAACUGGAUUUGGCGGCCGAGCCAACGAUGCUAAAUGUUGAUGCUGGUCCAAAGUCGCUCCAUUCCUUGGGAAGAAUUGAUUCUACGUCAACAGAUGAUCUAGGCCUCAGUAUAAUUACGACUCGAAGCUCAGAGUUUGGCAGCGUCAGUAUCUCCGACGGCGGGCCGUUGUCGGCAGGGUUGUCAAAUGCUUUUUCGGAUUUGAGCACGGGAGGCGACGAGUAUAGAUUGAGUAAUGUAUUCACGAGCGACAUGAUUAACGGCGCCGAUAUGGUGGACAUGAAUGGUAUGGACUGCUUCAACUCUUCGGCAUGGGCUGAGUUUGGUUCAACGGAGCAUGACAGGAAAAGGACAACAGCACGAAACACCACGAAUAGCAAUGCUAAGGCGGAACGGGUUCUCGGGAUUUGGUAAUGGAACGAUCGGGAAAUUCCAUAUUUCAUUUGAGCAUGGCUAGUCAGGGUUGUACAUAUUGACUUUUCUCCUCUUUCGGAAUAUGUCAUAUUGAGCUUAUCCUUUGUAUGUAUAUAGUGUUUACAAUCGACAGUGCAGAUAUGUGCUUGUUUCGUCGCGUUAAUUAGAGCAUAACAGCGUAUAAACGUAUGUUGUUAGACCGAAGAAUGACUUAGGAAGGCCAGUUGGUAAUAAACUGAUGUCGAGUUACCACCGUAUAACUGCAUGG